Molecule: messenger RNA, 11952 nt
Organism: Seriola aureovittata
Lineage: Eukaryota; Metazoa; Chordata; Actinopteri; Carangiformes; Carangidae
Gene: spega
Product: striated muscle enriched protein kinase a
Exons: 44
Coding region: 354-10637 (3427 amino acids)
Biological process (GO): protein phosphorylation
Molecular function (GO): ATP binding; protein kinase activity; protein binding
Source: RefSeq, a predicted model, not a curated record
UUUCGAGAUGGACGACAGGGCGGCCUCUUCCACGACUCAGAAUGGGAUGAAACCCAUGAUGAAGAGCUGCCUCUCCUCUCUGGGACAUGGAUGUCAGAGCCCGGCGCCCAUAAAUUCAACACCAAAGGGUAGAAACGUACAAGAGAGCUGAUGAUCCCCAUCUCCUCACCACCUGCAGUCCCCAGUACAACAGCCCAGGUCCAACAGCCUCCAUACUCCCUGUGAGCCCAGAGAUAUCUGAACUGAUGGAGCCUUUCAGAAGAGGCCUUCAAUAACUGCAGCUCAUCUUGACACCCUAAUCAAUUACCAGAUAAAAAGUGCAGUCUGCGUAAAGAAGUGUGAAAGAAAUCAAGAUGGCAGACGGCCCUGGAUCCAGUCCCAGUCUCAACAUCCCUUCCAAGAGGCCCAAAGUCACCAAGGUCCAUGUUGUUCCAGACGCCGGGGCCGCAACGCAGGAACCCACGCCACCAGUUUUCACCCGGAAACUCCGCAAGGCAGCUGUAGGAACAGGCUGUGAUAUCCGACUGAGGGUGUCGCUGGCAGGAUUUCCAAAACCUUCGCUGACCUGGUACCACAACGAGGAGCUUCUUCCUCCGUCAGAGGCCCAGGACUCAGGGGGACUGUGGAUACGGGACUGCCGCACAAGCGACGCUGGCUUGUAUACCUGUGUGGCGACCAAUGAGCUGGGAGAGGCAAGCUGCAGUGCUGUCUUGGCCAUUAUGGACCUUGGUGAAGACUCUGAGACCACAGAGGAUGAGACCACAGAACCUCAGAUGGAAACCAAAGGAGGGCCCGGGAGGCACCAAGACAAGGCCGGAGGGAGAGGACCUUCAGGUGAGGGAGGACGGCUGAUGGACUACAACCCAGAUGUUUCAGAUCGCAGGGCCACCCUCCCUGGUGCCUACGACCCUGUGGUGGAGCGAGAGCUCCGCACUUUGGGCUCCCGCCCUCCGGGGCCCCACUUGGACCCCACAAACCCAGCCAGGACUCAAACUGCUGACGAAUCACAGGGGCUCUCCUCCCGUGUCCCCCUGUCUUCUCCCCAGCCACCUCCCACUACACACAAAAACAGCAUCAGUACCCAAAACCAAGACCUGGAUAAAACCAAACCUUCAGAUUCCUGCUCUUCUAAAGCGGAACAGUCGGCUAAUGUUAACAGUAUUACUAUGACACCCAAACUGGCUCGUGCAGGGCCCAAGAUCUUUGACAAGGUCCGCGCUUUUGAGGAACGAAGGGCGAGUGUGGAUCUGCCAGGAGGAGUCGGGCCGGUUUCAGGGUUCGGACGGGCAGCUUCCUUCGACUCGGACGACAGCGGAAAGAAGACAGGAGGCCCCAGCAAAGAGGAGGGCCGAAUCCUGCAUGGCGCAGCUCAGAAGCGAGCAGUGUUCAAGCAACGGGCCUCUUCUUUAGAGGACAAGACGAGCUACUCCCAGAGGGUCCAGAGCUACCAGAGCAAGUUCACCGAAGAGCUCCAGAGGAUCAAGAAACUUGUGGGGAAACCGAGCUUGAAGAAGGCAUAUUCCACUGAGCAGCUGUCACAGAAAGAGAGGCUGACCACUGGAAAACUAGAGCCCAUUCCUCCCCAAGUGGUUAAAAAGUUGGAGGCGAGGGAGCGAGCCUUGGAGGAAAGAAAAGUUGGAGGGAGGGAGGGGGACAGCAGACUGCAGAUUUCUCCCCAGGCCCCAGGCAGAGAUCUGGGCAAUCAAAGUAACAACCCUGUGAAAGAUAAGAUGACACAGCCAGAUUCACAGGGGAAAGCAGUGGACAGCUCAUCGCAGGGAAGCACAGGGAAAAGCUCUGUUACCAUGGCGACGGCACCAGUUCACCAGUUACCAAGGCAACCGUUGCCAACAGCCACAAGGACAAGCCUGACCAGGGAAAAACUACAAAGCUCUCCAGCCGCUGACAAAGACUCACUUGUUGCCACGUCCCACAAAUCCUCAUCAUCAAGAGACCUGGAGACGGACUCAAAGAGAGACACCAAGAUGGACAACAAGACAGACCACAGAUCCCACAGUCCCAACGGAAAGAGAGCAUCCCAAGUCACUGUGAGGGAACCAGGGUCCCAAUAUCCACCCAAGCCCCCUCGGCUCACCCCAUCACCCACUCCUUCCAUCAGCCCCCUCCUGAAAAGGAGGAAGGCGGAGGUGGGGCGGGCGUCUCCGGCCUUGAAAAUGAACAUCCCCACUAUCCUGGUGGAGGAUGAACCCAUGGAGACGGAAUGUGUUGCAGACAGGAGCAACGAGGAAAGCAGGACCAGGAGGAAGGAGGGGAGAGCACGUAAGAGCAGGAGGGGUCGUUCUGCUCACCCCCGGUCUCCAGAGGAAGGGGGCUCAUCCGAUGACUCUUACCUGUCCGCUGACGAGGAGCCAGCUGAGGGCCCGAGGUUUGAGAGGCCUAUUGAGGACACCACGGCACCCAGCGGCUCGGAGGUCACACUGAAAUGUAACAUCACUGGUAGCCCACCCCCCACAGUGACAUGGAGGAAGAAUAAUGUGGAGAUACGGAGCGAUGCCUUCCAUGUGGUGAAGGCUGAGGGUGAGAGGCACAGUCUGUUGAUAAAGCAGAUGAGGCCGACCAGCGCCGGCUCGUACUGCGUCACAGCUGUCAACGCAACGGGCAGAGCGUCCUGCAGCGCCACGCUCUACAUCCAGUCAGAGCCGACCCACAUGCAGUUUCGAAAACCAGCUGUUUCCCAGGAAGUCAGUCAUCAGGCCCAGUCAGAUGAGGAGUAUCUGAGCCCUCAGGAGGAGGUGAUGGAGGUCGGGGGCCCGCCUGCUCCGAGCAAAAGCGUCCACUUCAAAGAGCUUCCAUCGUUUCAGGUGGCACCAUGUGACCAGGGGAUAACUGAGUGUCAAGAUGUCAUCAUCUCAGCGAAGGUCAGAGGGCAGCCCAAACCCAUGGUUUACUGGUUGAAGGACAGAGUCACCGUAAAGACGGCGGGGCGCUUCGCUGUGCAGGAGACGGAUGAUGGCACCACAGAAAUGAGAAUCAGCUCAGCUCAGAGGUCGGACGCCGGGCUUUACGUCUGCAAGAUCGUGAACAAGUAUGGCACCGAGCAGGCGGAGUGCAGAGUGGAGGUCGUAUCGCCUGCAGCACAAACACUGAAAAUCACCAGGGAGGUGAAAGACGUGGCAGUGAGGGCCGGAGAGUCGGCCAUGUUCGAGUGCUUCAUUACAGGGCCGCCAAAUGUGGAUGUGGACUGGCUGUCCGAUGGGAAGCUGAUCCAACCGGCACUCCUCAACUGUAAGAUGCACUUUGAUGGAAAGAGGUGCCGCCUGCUGCUCAAUUCAGUACAUGAGGAUGAUAGUGGGACAUACAUUUGCAAGCUAAGCACUGCCAAAGAGGAGUUGACCUCGAGCGCUAACCUGUGGGUCACUCCGUCCAAGGAGCCUCUGUUCACCCGUAAACUGGACAUCCUGGAGGUCAUUGAAGGUCGCACCGCCCGGUUUGACUGUAAGGUGAGCGGGUCACCUGCUCCACGAGUCACAUGGAUGCAUUUUGAGACACGAGUGGAGGAGAGCGAUAACGUUCGCAUCCUUCAAGAGGGGGGUCGUCACUCGCUUGUCAUCACCCACGUCAGCAGCAGCACAGAGGGCUUCUACACAGCAAUCGCUCAAAAUGUUCACGGAAAGUCUGAAUGUACCGCUGAGCUCUACAUGCAAGAACCCCGAGCUGCCAUCUCCUCUCACAUGGCCAAGCUGGAGAAGAUGCCAUCCAUCCCCGAGGAGCCUGAAAUGCUGGAGAGUGAGGUGGAGAGGAGGACCAUGCCGGACUUCAUCAAGCCUCUGGCUGAUGUGGAGGUCAUUGAAGGGAAAGAGGCGAUGCUGAAGUGCAAGGUGGCAGGCCUGCCCUACCCGACCAUGGCCUGGUACCACAACGGCAAGCGCAUUGAGAGCAGUGAAGAACGCAAAAUGACCCAGUACAGGGAUGUCCACAGUUUGGUCAUUCGCAGCACCUGUCACGCUCAUGGGGGCGUCUACAAGGCCGUCAUCUCCAACAAAGUGGGCAAAGCAGCCUGCUAUGCACAUUUAUAUGUUACAGAUAUAGUCCCUGACCCUCCCGAUGGCCCUCCAGUGAUAGAAGCCAUUACAGGCAAAACUAUCAGCCUCAGCUGGAAGAGACCAAAGAGGCUUGACCCCUCAUUUGAUGCCGGCUCCCUGCUGUAUGUGGUCCAGCAGCAGCCUCUGGGCUCUAUCCAGUGGUCUGUUGUGGCCUCUAACCUGAGGGAGACCAACUACACCGUCACCUCCCUGUCCAAGGGAGUGCGCUAUGCUUUCAGAGUCCUGGCAUCCACCGGCAAGACACUGAGCAAGCCGUCACCCUCCACUGACCUGAUUCAGCUGCUGGACAGAGGACCCUAUUUGAGAAAAGCACCGGUCAUUUUGGACAAACCAGACAUCUUGUAUGUCGUUGAGAAUCAACCUGCGAGCAUCACGAUCACGCUAAACCAUGUGCAUGCGGUUAUCACCUGGAAAAGGAGGGGGGUGGCGCUGGUCAACAGACCGGGGACGUGCGAGAUGAGCAUGCCAGAUGACGAUCAGCACACGCUGAAGCUCCAGCGACUCAGGAGCACAGACAUCGGCCAGUUGGUGGUCACAGCCAACAACCAGUUUGGCAGUGACCUCUGCACGCUUCAGCUGGCCAUGGCGGUGCCUCCUAAGUUUGAAACCAUCAUGGAGGAUGUGGACGUGCACGUCGGGGAGACGUCCCGUCUGGCUGUUGUGGUUGAAGGGAAACCAGACCCAGAUAUUCUGUGGUAUAAGGAUGAUGAGCUUCUCUCUGAAAGCAGCCACUUCACGUUUGUGUACGACGACCCAGAAUAUUUCCUCGUUGUCCUCAAUGCCCGCCCCGAACACUCCGGUGUGUACACCUGCACCGCCAAGAACCUGGCCGGCUCCAACUCCUGCAAGGCCGAACUCACAGUUCACACAGAGCGAAAGGAAGCUGAAGAGCCAAUGGAGGAUGAGGGAACCAUCCUGAGGAAGAUGAGGCGUUUGACGGAUUACUAUGAUAUCCACAAAGAGAUAGGGAGGGGCGCCUUCUCCUAUGUGAAGAGAGUGAAGGAGAAGAAGGGAAAGGCUGAGUUCGCUGCCAAGUUCAUUUCUGCACGAGGAAAGAGGAAAGCCUUGGCCCUUAGAGAGAUGGAGCUGCUGUCUGAGCUGGACAACGAGAGGAUUCUCUACUUCCAUGACGCCUUUGAGAAGAAGGACGUGGUGGUGCUCAUCACAGAGUUAUGUCACGAGGAGUUUCUGGAAAGAAUGGCCAAAAAAACAACAGUCAUGGAGCUGGAGAUCCGUUGUAGUGUUCAGCAGCUUUUGGAGGGUCUUCGUUAUCUUCACCAAAAAAACAUUGCCCACCUUGAUAUAAAGCCAGAAAAUAUUCUAAUGGCAAGUCCCGGGAGUGACCAGAUCCGCAUUUGUGACUUUGGAAAUGCCAUAAAAUUGGAGACUUCAGAGGGGUACUACUGCAAAUACGGCACGCCAGAAUAUGUUGCUCCAGAGAUUGUUAAUCAAACUCCCGUCUCCACGGCAACAGACAUAUGGCCUGUUGGUGUCAUCACUUACCUCUGUCUGACUGGUGUGUCUCCUUUUGCCGGGGAGAACGACAGAGCCACCGCGUUAAACAUCCGCAACUACAACGUGGCGUUUGAGGAGAGCAUGUUUUCUGACCUCUGCAAAGAAGCAAAGGGAUUUGUCAUCAAACUUCUGGUGGUGGACAGACUGAGGCCCAGUGCCAUUGAGUGCCUUCGUCAUCCUUGGUUCAAGUCGCCAACGAACAAGAGCAUCAGCACAGCUUUGCUAAAACAAGUCUUGUCUAGAAGGCGGUGGCAGCGUUCCCUUAUCAGCUACAAAGCCAAGAUGAUUAUGCGGUCUAUCCCAGAGCUCCUGAAUGACUCAUACAGCCACGUCUCCAUAGCUGUGGCCCGGCAUUUAAAAGACGGCUCCCCACAGCUUUCCUCCUCCUCUGACUCAGAUGCAGAUGUGGAUGAGCUUCCCUUCAUUCCCAUGCCACUGUCCAUGGUCUUUUCUGGUUCAAGGGUCUCCCUUAACGAGAUCCCAGGUGACGAAGAUGUCACUGGAUGGCCCAGUGUGCUUGCAGACGGGACAAAGAAAAAUAUUGAGUUAGCAAGUGCAAGAGGGGCUGGUAAAGGGUUGAAAGAUGAAGAGGAAGCCCCAAAUGGAGAAAAAGUGGAAAAGACAAAACGAGUUCCCCUUAAAAAAGGAUCAAGUCUGGAGUCUGACGAAUCAGAUACAAGAGCGAGGAGGGCGACCAUGAGGAGAGGAAGCUCUGCUGAUUCAGCACUGCUUCUCCACAUUGACCCAGAGGAGGGAAAUGUCAAUGAGGCUUCAGAGGCAAGUAACAAGAGCCUGAAAAAGGCUGUUUCUAUGGAGCUACCCAAUCGCAGCCCAAGCCCCGGGGCAGCGAAGUUAAGCCAGGAGGAUUAUGCCCUAAAACUGGAACUGAUGAGACAGCGGCUGCUCAGGGGAGGAAGCGUGGACAAGAAGAUGAGCGGCCUGCGAGGGCCCUUGUUUGAAACACUGGGCAUGGAAGAUGAGAGGCAGACAAGGUCUCUGGAUAGAAAUCUGAGGAGAUCCAGAGCAGGGCCGUCGACAGUCACCAGAGCAGCGUCUUCUGAUAGUCCUGGAGAGGACAUGCCAAAGACCAAAGUUUUUCGCAAAAGCGCCUCCUUCAGUCAGGGGGAUUCUGAACCCAUGCCGCUGCACCGCAGGUUUGGAGCACCAUUAGAGAUCCCGUCUGUGAGCAAUGAGAGCAUUGAAGGGAAAAAGCUCCAGGAGGCAACCUCAAUGUCGGCACUAACUGAGCUAACAACACUGGAGUCUACAUGUACCUCCCCCACAAUGAGGACUUCCUUUGUACUCCCAACACCAGGAGGGGACCAACAGCAAAAGCAGAGCAUUGUGAAAGUACACGAGGACAUGGAUGGGAUAACAGAGAAAAGGACCAAAAACCAGUUAGAAGUGGCAGAUAAAGUAGAACUCGAGUCUAGAUCACCCUCUGUAAUUACUCCUAUAAUUGUGAUAGAGGAAGAUGAUGAAGAAGAAGAGAGGAAGGAAAAUCAGCAGUUACAUAUUUAUGAAAAGGAUGUGAAGGGAGAAACACCACAAAAUAGUAAACCGUCAUCUGCAUAUGCAAGUGUCAUUCAAGCUGUUGCAGGGCCAGUUCAAACAUCUGACAAGGCCCAAUCCAAAGACCCUUCAGCUACAGCCAAGCCAAGCGGUACGAAGGGCGCAGAUACCCCUACGUUACCUGAACAUCCAGCAGUAUUUGCCAAAGUAGCAACUGCCGACCGAUCUCCUGGUUCUGUUUCCACAUCAUCAAAUCCUGAUCUUCCUGCCAGCCCCCGCCAGCCUGUGCUCAGAUCAGACAUCAAAGACAUCGACUCAGAAGAGGUCUUUGAAGCCAGGUUCAAGAAACGGGAGUCGUCUUUGACCCGGGGACUCCGAAAACUGACCAGAAAUAAAUCAGAAGAGAAGUCCCCGGUACUAAGCCGGAAGGCAGUCGAGGGGGGCGAAGAGGUUUACAGGCCGGGUCCAAGGGGGGCACCUCUUGAGAUGGUAUCCAAGGGACUACAGGAGAGAUCUAAAUCUGUUCAAGAUUUAAGAGGAGAAGAUAAGGAAACGGGUCUGGGAAUAAUCGGGAGGUUGUCGUUGCGGAGCAAAAGGUCAGCAUCUGUUGAUAAGAAGGGUGAUAAGCCAAAGGAGGAAAAGCAUCAGAAUGUGCAGGAAUCUGCUGUAAGCAAGAGGGUUUCAUGGGCUAUUGGUCGCAGUAAGUCCCUGGACACAAAGGAGCUGAACAGCGCAGGGGCACAGAGGCAGCUCGAGGAGAGAGAGCAAAGAAAAGCCGAGGAGUCAUCGGUUUCUGCCAUGAGACGCAAGUUUGAGUCCAAAGUGGCUGGAAUCUCUGCCAAAAUCAGGACACAGUCAGAGGAGAGAAAAGAUAAAGAUGUUGGGGGAAGUCAGAAAGAGCUGGUGCAAAAGGAUCUAAAGAAAGUCACAGAUUCCCCUGUCCUGGCAAUGCGGCACAAGUUCGAGAACAAAGUGGCAGAAAUAUCCACAAAAAUACGCAGUCAGUCCGAGGAGAGACAAGGAGACGCAGAGGGGAAGAGGACACCCCUGUUUACUCGCCACCGUCAUACCCAGUCAGAGGGGCGUGGGCUCAAAGGAAUGGGCAUCCCUGAGAAUCAGCUCGCAAAACAAACCGGUGCCGGUGCGUCCAAGGAAUCGAUAGAAUCCACGUCUAGCAUCCAUUCCGAAAAGGCAUCGGAGAGCGACAGGCGAUCACGGUGGGACAGGUGGGGUUUGACAAGGGGCAAGAAAGACAAAACGCCUUCCCAACCCGAUCUGCCCUCAUCCGUCUCCAAGGAGGAGGGUUUAUCAAAAAGCCAGCAGUUUAUCCGCUCCGCUUCGGAUUUUGCUCCGGUGUUCCACAUCAAACUGAGAGACCACAUCUUAUUGGAGGGGGAAACUGUAACUCUCAGCUGCCUUCCAGCCGGAAGCCCGCAUCCAGAAAUCACAUGGAUGAAAGAUCGGAAACCGCUGGAGGUGGAUGACAGAAUCAGCCUGGUCUCCCACCCAGAUGGCAGGCAGCUUCUUAUGAUCAUGAAGUCCAGUCGGAGGGACGCUGGAAUUUAUGAGUGUGUAGCUACCAACCCCAUAGCUACCAUCACCACCUCCUGUACACUCUCCAUAGCGUGUGUUCCAAAACGGCCGGGGACCCCUGAAGUCCCCCAGACUUAUAACAACACGGCCCUGGUGCUCUGGAAGCCAGCAGACACCAAGUCCCCAUGCACCUACACACUAGAAAGAAAAACAGAAGGAGAAUCUAAGUGGAUGACCGUAGCGACUGGAGUUGUUGAUUGCUACUACAAUGUCACAAACCUGCCACCAGAUGGCACCUUUAGGUUCCGUGUCUCCUGUGUCAAUAAGGCUGGACAGGGACCGUACAGCAACUGCUCAGCUCCAGUCCGCCUGGACCCAACAGCUGAAGGCGCGUCACCCGCUGUUGCCGUUGUGAAGACUGUCCCAAACCCACCUGAACCGGUUGUCACCUCUUCAGUCACCAUGCCUUCACUCAAAGCGGUCCAGAACAGCACUCCCAGGAUAACUGUCUCCACCAUCACCUUCACCUCCACCUCUGCAAAAGAUUCAGCCGCCCCUGUUGCGCUCCCACUUCUGACUACGUCCCCAUCCAAAAUGGUGGUCACGCCCGCCCGUCCGUCCUCUCUGCCUUUCAGUCCUACAACAAAUCCUUCAUCACCAUCUGUGGGCGCGACGCCCGAGGAGGCUCAAAAAAUGAGCUCCAAUCUUCCCUCUUCACCCACAGUCAAAGCACCUCCACCCUUUGUCCUCCCCAAACCCCAGAGUCCAAUAAACGUGGUGACCCCUAUGACCCAGACCCCACCCAUAUCACCCCCACCUCCUCUUGUAACACCACCUUCAAACCCCACAAAACCAGCAGUGGCGUCUGUGCCCAUGUAUGUCCCCACCACCACGGUCACUGCUCGUGUGGCCCCAACUCCCGUCUCCUUUGCCCCACAAGUGCUCCAGGCGUCCAGCCUGAGCCCCAUCGGUGAAGGGGCCAGUACCCCCACCAGAGGCACCCCAUCUGGACACACUAUGACCUCCACCGUUCUACGACAGGGGGUUCCACAGAAACCCUACACUUUCCUGGAAGAGAAAGCAAGGGGUCGAUUUGGAGUGAUCCGCGAGUGCAGAGAGAACGCAACAGGCAAAAUGUACAUGGCGAAGAUCAUUCCCUACAGUCAGGAGAACAAGCAGGAAGUCCUGAAGGAGUACGAGAUCCUGAAAUCUCUUCACAGUGAAAAGGUCAUGGCUCUACACGAAGCCUACGUCACACCGCGGUACCUGGUGCUGGUGGCGGAGUACUGCACCGGCAAAGAGCUGCUGUACAGCCUCGUGGACAGGUUCCGCUACUCCGAGGACGACGUGGUGGGUUACCUGGUCCAGAUCCUCCAGGGAGUCGAGUACCUCCACAAUCGGCGCGUCCUCCACCUCGACCUUAAGCCGGACAACAUCAUGGUGACCAACCUCAACGCCAUCAAGAUUGUGGACUUUGGGAGCGCUCAGAGCUUCAACCCUCUCAGCCUCAAACACAGGGACUCAGAAGCAGGAACACUGGAGUACAUGGCUCCUGAGAUGGUGAAAGGGGAAGUGGUUGGUCCUCCUGCAGAUAUUUGGACUAUUGGAGUUGUCAUCUACAUUAUGCUUAGUGGUCGACUGCCCUUUGAAGAUAAAGACCCUCUAAAAGUCGAAUCUAAAAUCCUGAUGGCGAAGUUUGACCCAGCAAAACUGUACACAAAUGUGUCCCAAAGUGCCUCUGCCUUUCUCAAGAAGAUGUUGAGCAGUUACCCAUGGGCCCGUCCUACUACACGAGACUGCUUCACGCACGCCUGGCUGCAGGAUUCCUACCUGAUGAAGCUGAGGAGACAAACGCUCACCUUCACCUCCAGCCGACUCAAAGAGUUUCUGGUGGAACAACAAAGCUGUCGCACAGAGGGCGCCACAAAGCACAAAGUGCUGCUGCGCACCUACCAGAGCUCGCCCCAGUCCCCGGCGUCUGGGACUGCACCGCAUGUUCCCAGCCCAGAGUGAAAUGAUGGUGGAAAUGCUGCACCAGACGUGACUUUGCAGAGUCUGAUCUGCACACAGUGAAGCAAAGUAACAACUUUUUCCAUCUCAAGUCCUCUGUGAAUUACCGCUGCAUGAAAAAUGUCAGCCUGCCAAGUGAGGCACAGGAAAACACACAGGGGACAGGCAGACAGCUGGAUAUGGCUAAAAUAUCCAAAGAAAGGACAGUCUGCGUGUUAUUUUGGGAGAAUUCAACAUUCAACACUAAUGGGAUUCUGAGAUGAAACGACAAUGCAAAGAGAAACGGAAAGAGAAGCGGACUGCCUGACGUCUGAAUUGUUGAAGUUCAGAACUGCUCAUAAAGUUUUAAUCCACUGAAAGGACACAGGAUGUUCUUUGGUUUUCUUUGAUUGCACAAUUUCUCAGUCAUAUUGUGAAUUUUGAAAUUGCACAUUAUUAUUUGGUUUAGAUGAACACUGGUCUCCAUUCUGCACGAUCAGCCACUGCGCAACUUUGUUUAUGUCACUAAAUUUAGUAGUAGACAACUCAUGUGAAUGUACCAUGAUUUAAGCUGCUAAUUAAUUUUUGCAUUUACUUACACUCAAAGCCAAAAAUAUUCUUUUGUUCUUGAAAUUGUUUACUUUUUCAUGUUAAUUUAUUUGCAUGUGUGUGUGUGUGUGUGUGCGCGCAAGCAUUUUUGAUUCACUUCUCGAAUUGGCGUCGAGGCAAAAAAAUAAAAAUAAGGAGUGUCUUUGUGAUUGGUGUUAGGAUUCACACAGUAAAAAUGAACUGUUUUAGGAUGAGCUAGGAAUUUGUGGUACAACUUCUUGUUCUGUGGUUAAUACUGAUCUCUAACUGUAAUACAACUAUGAAAAGCAGUCUGUAAUGUAGAUAACGUUUUAGUUUGAAAAGUCAUGCACACUGGUAAAUUACUGUUGUUUCUCAGUAUUGCCCAUUGGUUGGUCAGGUUGCUUGAAUCAUGAUCACCCAGUCAGUGCCUGAAUCGGAUUAACAUCCAAAAUAUUUAUCUUGUCAAUGCCUCCAUUGGUUCUAAUUUACAAUUGAAUUAUUUGAACAAAGCAAAAAUUUGACUACAAUAUUUGGACUUUACAAGAACAGACAGAUGCAUAUAGAUUCUUAAAUACAUGCACACAUUUAUACAUACAGUACAUGCAGUCCUUGUAAUAAUAGAACGUCUUGUGUAUUGCUCUAUCACAGUGUUCUUUUUUGUAUGAAUUUGGACGGUUGAAGAUUUGUAAAUGUACCAAUUUGCGGUGUUUAUAUGUGGAAAAGUUGAAAAUGUUUUUAUGAGAUAGUAUGUAAUAAACUAUUGAUACAA